CAAACCAGCACAAACACAUACUAUUGAUCAACAAAUAUUUACUUUAAAUGAUUCUUAUAAAAUGUCAGAAAGAGGUUUAGAGCUGUUUGCAAUGUAAACUGGAUGAUAAUAGUCUGUUUUUUAUUAAUUAAUAAGAGUUGCUUUAAAUCUCUCUUUCUUCAUCAUGUCUCAAAACCAGAAGAUUUUUUUCAGUGUAGUUAUAUUCGUGGCUGUCGUCCUGAUCGGCUUUUACUACAUGAAUGAUGUUUUUGGGGAAAAUACCAACUUUCAGUAUAUCAGAGCCAAAAUGUAUAACAGUGAACUAGAGAACCGCAAUCACCUCGAGCGGAAAGUCCUAUGUUCUAACAAUGAACCAGAGAUCCAAAAUUACCCCAAACCAAAUAUAGGGCCAUUUCCUAUUGAAAAUUUUCAGUCAUGUACCUGCAAAAACACUGACCCACCAGACAUGCCAAAAGAUGAAUUGGAAGAUCUUCAAAAACGUCGAGCUAAAGAAUACAGACAACACCAGAUCAGAACGGGUAAACAAAAUGAUGUUCUUAUUCUUGCCGCACCCAACACUCCGCUUCAGUAUCCCAUCAGAGGUUGCAGAGUCACCCCCUUACAAAAAUCUCUCAUUCCUGGUCUAGCUCUGCACACACAAUACCGAACAAUUUACAAGGUGUCCCUGAGGGUACAGAAGGGUUUGCUGUCAGUAAAUGAUGUUAAGGUGGAUGAGCUUGUUUUUGGCCAGAAUGAGAAACGUUUGAUCAUCUCAUCCGACAGCCUUGAACAGCUCAAUGACCUGCUGAGCAGAGUUACCUACACAAGCACCAUCUACCACAUCAAGACUGAAGAUCUCGCUUACUUCUCUUUUGAGAACCAUGAGGUCAUAUUUCCAAUUGAGAUCAGACGUCUAUCAGUUCCUAUUCUUUAUAACACAGGAAAAGAUAUAAACUCUCAGGUGACCAUACUAGUAAAGACAUUUUUGAGAUACGCGGAAUUAAACGUUCUUAUUCAGAGUAUUCGUGUGAACUACCCAAACAUAAAGAUCAUUGUAGCUGAUGACAGUCAUGACCCACAGAAGGUUGUUGGCGAUAAUAUUGAGCAAUACAUUAUGCCUCCAGCACAGGGUUGGUUUGCUGGCAGAAAUCUGGGAGUUUCACAAGUCACUACUAAAUAUUUCUUAUGGGUGGAUGAUGACUUUUUGUUUUUGAAUGAAACGCGUAUAGAGAGAUUUGUGGAGAUUAUGGAAGCCCUUCCUGAAUUAGAUGUGCUUGGUGGAUCAGUUCAGGGAAAUCAGUUUUCUUAUAGAUUGCACUAUGAAGAAGGGAACAACGAGGAGGGUGGCUGCAUCUGGCGUGCUUCUGGUACUCACAAAGCACCCCUGCCAGGAUUUAAAGGGUGCUUCUUCGCUGAUAUAGUCGUCAACUUCUUUUUGGCCCGAACACAUGCUGUCCGGAGAGUCGGAUUUGACCCGCUUCUCAGACGGGUGGCUCACCCUGAGUUCUUCAUUGAUGGACUAGGACACUUGUUAGUCGCCACCUGCAGAGAUAUCAUGAUGGGCCACCAAGUACGGAAGAACACAGGCGAAUAUAACAGAUACAGGCAUCCGCCAAAAAACGAUGGAGAUAACAAAAUGAAAAUCUAUCAUUUCAAGAAUUAUUUAAAAUGUAUCAAGUAGACGUCACAUAAAAUAGUACAGUUUUUUGAAAAAUCCUCUAAAAUCGAAUUAAGUUAAGUAGCCAUAACGUCAAAUCGGUUCCGUACACACUGCAUAUAAUUUGGUUGUCACUUCACCUUUUAAUGCUUAAUCCUGUUCUGUACACACACAGUUCAGUAAUUUACGGGAGUCACAACCGCAUUCUACAACCGAAUUAACUCCCGCAAAAUGCAGGUAGUGACAACCGCAUUUACUGAAACUCUGCACAGUGUGUACAUAACCGAUCUGAACAACUAGUAGUUAAUCAAGUGUUUAAACGUUCAUCAUAAACAGGACAGGUCUCUCUUCUGAAAAAAUAAAUGCUUAGAGGAAAGUCUUCUGU
Molecule: messenger RNA, 2021 nt
Organism: Misgurnus anguillicaudatus (oriental weatherfish)
Lineage: Eukaryota; Metazoa; Chordata; Actinopteri; Cypriniformes; Cobitidae
Product: beta-1,4 N-acetylgalactosaminyltransferase 2
Biological process (GO): UDP-N-acetylglucosamine metabolic process; UDP-N-acetylgalactosamine metabolic process
Cellular component (GO): Golgi membrane
Molecular function (GO): acetylgalactosaminyltransferase activity
Source: RefSeq, a predicted model, not a curated record